AUGGCUCUUCAACCUUCCCUUCGUCCCCUCAUCAUCGCCGGGCGCCCUGACGCACCUCACACCUUGGAUAUUUUCUUGGACUAUGUUUGUCCUUUCAGCGCCAAACUGGCCCUGACCAUAGACACGGUCCUCAAGCCUUUGUUGGGACCUGGCGGAAAAUACGACGGCAAAGUGAAAGCCAUCUUUCGUCCUCAAGUCCAACCAUGGCAUGGUACCUCGACAUUUACUCAUGAGGCUGGGUUAGCGGUUGCACGUGCAUCUCCGGAAUCGUUCUGGUCAUUUUCUCUCGCGCUCUUCAUACAUCAAGGAGAAUAUUAUGACAUUCCAUCUUCCACCCUAACUCCGCUUCAAAUUCGCGAAAACCUUGCUAAGCUCGCGAAUGAAGUAACCCAGUCGCAGAGUGUCACGGAUGAAAUCAAAGACUUGCUCUCGCUCAGGUCAAGCCCGAAUGGAGGUGUCGCUGUAACCAAUGAUUUGAAGUAUACUAUCAAGUUCUCGAGGCAAAAUGGUAUUCAUGUCUCUCCGACGGUCCUUUGGGAUGGCCUCAUUGCAAACGAAAUCUCAAGCAGUUGGGGAGAGAAGGAGUGGACCGAAUUUUUAGCGACAAAAGUAGUUGUAUGAGGGUGUACCAUAUUACAGAAAUAGAAAACUGUACAAUAAUCAAAUCAUGAAUUGGAUAAAGUAGAAGG
Messenger RNA from Guyanagaster necrorhizus, 689 nucleotides. RefSeq lists its product as uncharacterized. The coding region runs from base 1 to 621 and encodes 206 amino acids. The transcript is spliced from 6 exons. The record is from RefSeq and is a predicted model, not a curated record. Lineage: Eukaryota; Fungi; Basidiomycota; Agaricomycetes; Agaricales; Physalacriaceae.